AUGGCGUCGACAGCAAUCCUGAAGGACAUUGCAACCAGGUUGGAGACCCUGAACGUGCAGCUCCUUGACGCUGGAAAGGCAGUGCCAGAUGCUCUGCUGCGCCCAUCGCUCGAGCUUCUAGCUGAGCAGAAGGAGGCCAUCUACAAUCUGAUCGGCGUGGCUGCGCAGAGCGCCUUGUCCGGCAGCGAGCUGGAGACCGUGACAGGGAUGGAGGUGGAGAUUGCAGAGCUGGCGAAGCACCAGAGCCAAGAGCUGGAGAUCGAGGGUGGGCCCUGGCACAAUCCUCCGGCUCUGCGGAGGUUUCGAGAGAUGGGCCAGGCAGUGUCCAAGAAAGUGGGGCAGCUACAAGAGAUGCGGGCGAGACUGCAGGACAGAGCUUUGACGAAGCCUGCGCCGAGCAUGGCGACAGGCUUGACCAGUUCUGCACCAGGACAGAGUCGUGACAUGUCCGUGGAGCAGGCUUUAAACAUGCUGGUGCAGAAGAAGGAGCCCAUCUGGAAAGGCAGCCUCAUCGGCAUCGUGCACGCCGCAGGCGUGCAGGAGCUCACAGCCAUCACCGGGCACCUUCCGGGCAAGUUCGAGUUUGUCUACGCGCCCAAGGUGCAGGUAGCUGCGGUUGUGAGCAAGGCCAAGGAGCUCAUGUCGUCCAAAACCACCGACGUGGAGGUGGACGUGGACGACACCUUCGCAGCCAAGUUCCUGCGGCACUUCCACACGCCGCUGCAGCCCCUCUGCGCCUUUCUGGGAGGCAUUUGUGCUCAGGAGGUGGUGAAGGUGGCCGGGAAGUUCACCCCGAUCCCCGGGUGGCUGCACUUCAACGCCGUGGAGGCGCUGCCUGCGGAGGUCCCCACUGACGCGCAGCCGCUGAACAACCGGUACGAUGCGCUGGCGUCUGUCUACGGCCAUGCGUUCAUCAAGAAAUUGCAGAGUCUCAAGUAUUUCAUGGUUGGCUGCGGUGCUUUGGGUUGCGAGUUCUUGAAGAACUUUGCGCUCAACGGCGUUUGCUGCGGCCCGGACGGCUUGCUGACAGUCACGGACGCCGACCGAAUCGAGCUGUCGAAUCUCACCCGACAGUUCCUUUUCCGGGAGCACAACGUGGGACAGCCCAAGAGCAAGGCCGCGACUGCUAUGGCACAGGUCAUGAACCCCGGCAUGAAAGUCCGAGCUCUGGAAAUGUUUGUGGGGCCGAAGACUGAGGAUAGCUUCAACGAUGACUUCUGGCUGUCGUUGGAUGGUAUUUGCAACGCUUUGGACAACAUGGAGGCGCGCUUUUAUGUGGACGACCAGUGCAUCAAGUACGAGAAGCCUCUGCUGGAGAGCGGUACCAUGGGCCCUGCCGGCAACGUGGAUCCGGUGGUGCCGUUCAAGACGCAGACGUGCCGAGGGAAUACUCGUUUCGGCCGUUCAGAGGCGCGAAGCUACAACUUCACAGUGGGGGCCUUUCUGAUGGACGCGGCCCGCUGGCGGCCGCUCCAGGCGCUGGCGCGUGCUGUGGCGGACCCCACAGACGCCGCCUACGGGCGCUACCUCAGCCAGGCGCAGCUGGCGGAGGCCAUUGGCACCGCGCAGGCCGCGCAGGGGGCUUUGGAGCACCUGAGACGGAGCGUAGGCGGGGGCGCGCUGUCGUCCAAGGUGGUGGCGCACGGCGACGCGGUGGUGGCCACAGUGCAGGACUUCUUCGUCACCUACGAGCUGGGCGCGGCCAUGGACGCCCACUGGCCCCAGGCGGUGCAUCUGCUGGUGACGCCCCCGAUGCCGGAUGGCUUCUGCCACCAUUUGGCGCAGGACCAGUGUAGGAGGCCCUGCAAGUGGGAGAAAGAGUCCAAAGAGAAGCGGAAGGGCGAUGUCGCGGAUUCCAAGAACAGUUCCAAAGGAGACUCCGAGAAGCGUUCCGAUAGCGGCCGCGCGCGCUGCAAAGGGGACUUCGCCGGGUGGAUCUGCUGGCGGGAUUCCUCCGGCCUGGGUCUGCGCAGCGAGGCGCAGUGGCACUGCUCGCAGCCGAAUCGGCUGCUGGGCGUCAACAACACCGACCUGGGCCUGGCGCCGCCGAAGGAGCGCCGGCGCCGGGGAGUGCACACCCUGCAGGCGCUGGACCGGCUGGUGCGCGCGGAGAAGCACAACAAGACCAGGCGCCCGAAAAUGCGGGCGCUGUCCCGCAGCGGGGGGAUGGCCAUCUUCUGCAGCAACCAGACCUUCAACGAGUCCUGGCACAGCAUGGAGCUCACCUUUGAUCAGAACGGCCUGCUGCAGAACCGGCUGCUGAAGCGGCAGGACUUCCGCGCGGACUCGGGGCACUUCCUGGCGGAGGUGAACUCUUUGGAGAACCUCCGCCCCGUCAGCGACAUCUUCGCCUGCUUCAACAACGGCUCCAUCGCCCUGGCGCCUUUGGGCCAGCCGGGCUGCGAGUGCCAGCCGCCCCGGAGCAAAGAGGACGACGGUCCCAGGGACCGGCGGCUGGGGCGGCGGUGCCAAAAGGUGUGGAGCACCACGCCCAGCGAGGAAUCCUCCGACACGGUGCUGCCCAGGAAGAUCCAAUCCCUGGAAGCGCUGUAUCAGGACUUGGAGGUGCCUCCUGAGCGUGUUGCCGCCGAGCAAGCCACGCAAGCGGUGGCCCAGUUCAACCACGAGGCCUUUUUGCAGGAGGAUGUGACGCACCUGCACCGCGCCUACGGCUUGAGCGAGGCGUUUCCCCUGAUUCACGUGCACGGCCCCCGUGGCAAGGUGGACAACACGGAGACGGGCGGCGAGGGCUCCCUGGACCUGCAGACCAUCACGUCCCUGGCGGAGGCCAAGACGACCUGGUGGGCUGUGGACCCUUUGGCCAUGGACGGCUUCAUGUUGGCCUACGCCACUGACGUGAACGACCACCCGGAGCCCCCUUUGGUGCACAGCAUCAGCUGGGGGGACGCUGAGGCCUUGUAUCCUCCCAUGUUCAUCCAGCGCCUGGACUACGAACUCAUGAAGCUUGCGCUCAGGGGCCUGACGGUGCUGGUGGCCUCCGGGGACAACGGGAACUCUGCGGUGGGCGCGGACUGCGACUUCCUGCCGGACCUCGUCGGCACCUCGGAGUGGGUCACCUCCGUAGGCGCAACCAUGCCCUCCUUGGACUCCAAGCCCUACUGCCAGGCGGAGGCCUUCCAGUCCUUCGGCGCCUGCGAGGAGAAGGGCCAGGUGGUCUGCUCCUCCGCCCAGGGCGCUCUGAUCACCAGCAGCGGCUACUUCAGCAUCUACCGCCCCAGGCCCAAGUACCAACUGCACGCCCUGCAGUCCUACUUGAACGCCUCCAGGUGCAAGCCCUGCGCCAUCAACAACGCCAGCUACGUGUCCCCCGAGCGCCUGGCAGAGACCUUGGUCCCCUGCCAACACAUCAAAGGCAGCGGCUGCUCCCUGGCCACCCUGCUGCAGGAGAGCCGAGCUGCGCCGGAUGUGGCCCUGCCAGGGCAGAGUUACCCGGUCUUGGUGAACAAGAGCGCCGUGGCCUUCGACGGCACCUCCGCCUCCGCCCCCGCGCUGGCGGCGCUGGUGUCGCUGCUCAACGCGGAGCAGCUGCGACGCGGGCGGCCGGCCCUGGGGCUGCUGAACCCUUGGCUCUACCAGGUGCACCGGGACCACCCUGAAGCCUUUCUCGAUGUGGUGGUGGGUGACACGGCCUCCACCGAGACGCAGCUCUGCGACCUCGGCUUCCCGGCGAUCCCCGGCUGGGACCCAGCCACCGGCCUGGGGGUGCCGCGCUUCGCGGCGCUGCGGCGAUCUCUGCCGAAGCCGCAGGGGCCAAGUUCUCCCGACGCCACUUCGGAGGUCCCGGUGAAGCUGGGCUUGUCCGGCUCCCUCCAGUGUCGCCUGGGAAGGUUUAGCUUCAGCCCUGACAGCCGGCAGCUGGCCCUGGCCCUGCUGGGCCUGGUCCUAGGCACUGGAGCAUGCCUUGGAACCAUGAAUCGCCAGCAGCUGAAUAGUCGGCAGGUGCCUUUGCUGGCAGAGUACCGAGACGGUGGUCAGGCCGACGAGGGCGGCGGCAUCCCCAUGUGCACCUUGCGCAACUUCCCUCACCUGCCGGACCACUGCAUCGAGUGGGCACGGGACCAGUUCGAGCUCUUCUUCGUGAAGUCUGUGAAGCAGAUGAAGAAGUUUAAAGAGGACCCGGCCGCCUUCAUCUCGGAGGUGGGGACCAGCACCGACCUCACCCAAUCCAUCUUCGAGGUGAGAGGCCUGCUCUCCCUGCUGAAUGCGGCAGCACGGCCAAGUGUCCAAACCGCUGGGCAGACGGCCUUCGACUUUUUUCACCUGCUCUUCCGGGACAAGAUCCAGGAUUUGAUUGCAGCCUUUCCGGCGGAUUCGCGGAUCAUUGAUCCAGACACGAAGCAGGACAAAGGGCUGUUCUGGUCCGGUCACAAGAGGUUUCCUCAAGCCAUGGUGUUCAACGUGGAGACCGAAACACACUGGCGCUUCUUGGCAGCCGCUACGGCACUCUUCGCAGCCAUGCUGGGCGCAGUGCCACAGAAGAAGGAGGGCGAUGACACGUGGUGUCAGGAGUUCAAGAGCAAAGCGUGGGCGGCCGCGCUGGUCAAGGACCUGAGAGUGCCGGAGUAUGUGUCCGGCGGGGUGAACAUGGACGGUGACGCCGCCGCGGGGGCCUCUGCCGCCAAGAGCGACUCCAAGGCGGUGCUCCAGGGCCUGCUGCAGCAGCUGGAGGUCUUCAAGGGGCAAGCGUUGCCGGCUUUAGAGGAGGCAGACUUUGAGAAGGAUGACGACUUCAACUUUCACAUUGACUUCAUCACGCGGUGUGCAAACCUGCGUGCAGACAACUACCAUAUUGCUAAUUCAGACUUCCAGAAGGUGAAGCUGGUGGCGGGACGCAUCGUGCCGGCCAUUGCCACCACCACAGCAGCGGUCUGUGGAUUGGUGAUGCUGGAGCUUUUCAAGCUCCUGCUCAAGAAGGAUACCGAUAGCUUUCGGACUCGGCAGGUGGGCCUGGCCAUGAACACCUACACGUCCUUUGAAGCGCAGGAGCCCCGCUCCUUCGUCUCGGGGGUGGAGAAGAAAGUGCCGCGUGCCGAGGAGCUGCCGGCCGACGCCUUCGACGCUGCGGGGAAGAUCAAGGCAGAGUUCGUGGUCGAAGAGCCCUACGCCGCUUACCCCGAGAAGCACAGCGUUUGGGACAAGCUGAAAGUGCCCACAGGCAGCAUGACCUUGGAGGCCUUCAAGACGUGGUUGGCCAAGGAGCACCAGCUUCAGCUCCGCAACUGGAGCUUCGUGUUGGGCUGGAAGAGGGUGGUAGACGAGGAAAACAAGGAGAUGCGCGUGCCCGUCUCCUGCCAGAUCUACCCACCGCCAGUGUCCAUCAACUCCUCGCUUUUGCCGCCCCUGUCAGAUGCACAGGGGGACGCCAUGAAAAAGAUCAUGGCGUCGACCACCAUCCCGCAAGCGCAAAAGAUGAAGUAUCUGAGUGAAUGGCAGAAGGCCAAGCAGAGCGGCAAGUUGCCGGAGGCCUCCAGCCAGGAGAUCAGACCUGACAUGUCCUUGAAGGACAUCCUGGCAUUGAUGGAGGUCAAGGCCGAGAGGGCCCUCCAGGACGGCUCCAUCUUUCCCAAGUGGGGCAAAGCCAUCUCCGACCUCGGCGGCCGAAGGUUCUGGGUCAUCCCCUCCGACCAAACGCCGGACUGUGCCAACAGCCAGGGCUUGGAUGUGCGGUACAUGGCCCGCUUGGAGGUGCCCUUGGCCUAG
Messenger RNA from Effrenium voratum, 5721 nucleotides. The record is from the annotation of a GenBank genome assembly. NCBI's taxonomy places the organism in Eukaryota, Dinophyceae, Suessiales, Symbiodiniaceae.